CCUUAGUGACAAGUGCUUGAAGAUAACGAGAAAAGUGUCUCUCAUCUUCUCACACCGGGGGCACGACAAAUCAUCAAAAUACCGCCCAAAAAAGAAUCGUACAUCCGUGUCCGUAGCGGCAAAAUGUCUACGGAGGAUGCAAAGUCGUACUUGUCGAAGCGGGAGAUUCCCAGGCUGUUUGAGAGUCUGAUGACAGGCUUAAUGUAUCACAGACCACAGGAUCACAUCAAGUACCUAAUAGAAUGCCUAGAGAAAGUCAAGGAGAAGGGCCCCCAGAAUGUCACAUGGAGUUCAUUUGUUGAUAUACGCAGAGCAAAAACACCACUGCCACCUAUUGACCAGAAUGGUCAGAAAAGGCCAAGGUCAAGGCCUUCUUCUCGAGCCAAAACACCUGUAAAAAUAGAGGAACCAGAGAAACUAGAAACCAAGAAGGGAGAUCCAUUGCCUCCCAUCUCCAAAUCUCCUCCCCCAGCAAAGGGCAUCCUCCCCAAUGUCCCCAUUACACUGAUCAUGGGUGGCCCUGGAAGUGGAAAACUGACUCAAUCUAGGAAACUCCUGGAGAAGAACCCAGGCUGGGUACAUCUUUCCAUGGGGGAUCUUCUCAAAACAGAGAUUUCCCAGAAAGGAACCGCUGGGGCCAAAUGGGGCAUGAUAGGGGAUCUGGUAUCCCAGGGAGAAAUGGCACCAGAGGAUGUAACUGCUGAGUUGAUUCUGACCAACAUAAAGAAACACCCUGAUGCCAAAGGAUUCAUCAUUGAAGGUUAUCCCAGAUCAAGCUCACAACUGGAAGAGUUUGAGAAAGAGAUUGGACGACUGGACCUUGCGAUGUUGAUUGACUGUGAUGAGUACUACUGUACUCAGAGACUGCUGAAAAGAGGAGCAGAGAAGGGAAAAAUUGACGAUAACCUUGCUGCCAUCAGCAAACGCAUCUCAUUCUUCAAGGAAAACACACUGCCUGUUUGUAAAUACUUCGACGAUUUGGGAAAACUUGUUGUUGUGGAUGGUGACAGAGAUAUUGAUGAAAUCGCUUUUAACCUAGGACAAAUUUUCAAAGCAGCACUUAAAAGAAAUUUCAAAAUGCCAGAACCAAAAGUAAAGCCUGUGAGACCCAAAGCCCCAGCAAAACCAGCAACACCCGCUGAACCAAAGAAAGCCCAGAAAGAGAAGUCUGUAGUCUUCGCAGAUGAACCGUUAGUGCCUCCCCCUCCCACAAUCACCAAUAAAGACGAGGGCAGGAAACCCGGCCUCCCCGAGGCCCCCAUUAUAUUCCUGGCAGGGGGUCCUGGUAGUGGACGAGGGACACAGGCUAAGAAGAUCCUGGAGCGGUACAAGGAGGUGGUCCACUUAUCUAUGGGGGAUAUCCUUAGAUCAGAAAUAGCAACAAAGGGAACAGCCGACGACAAAUGGAACAUGAUCGGAUCAUUGGUUUCCAAAGGAGAAAUGGCACCACAGGAAGUUACUGUAGAUUUAAUUGUUGAACACUUAAAGAAGCACCCCAAAGCUGGGGCCUAUCUCUUAGAGGGCUACCCUAGGGAUAAAGAACAAGUAGAGGAAUUCAAUAAACAUAUUGGUGGUGUGAACUUUGUGCUGCUGUUGGACUGUGAAGAGUACUACAUGCAGAAACGACUACUGGACAGGGGGAAAGCUACAGACAGGAUUGAUGAUAACAUCAAUGCAAUCCAGAACAGAAUCAGCUUCUUCAAAAAUAACACACUUCCAGUCUUCAAACAUUACGAUGACCAAGGAAAACUAGUUGUUUUAAAUGGUGACAGAGAUCUUGAUGAAAUAUUUUUUGACAUCUGUAAUGUGCUAGACUUCGCCUUUUAUGGAAGAAAGCCAGGACAAAAGAACAAAGAAAACGUGGAUCUGAGCAGCGUCAACGUAGUAUUCGUUGUAGGAGGACCAGGUUCAGGGAAAGGGACGCAAUGUGAGAAAAUUGUGGAGAAAUAUGGGUUUACACACUUAUCCACUGGAGAUCUCCUCAGAGCAGAGGUCAAAUCGGGGUCACCAAGGGGAAAGAACUUAGUAGAAAUCAUGGAGAAAGGGGAGCUUGUUCCAAUGGAUACAGUUUUAGAACUUCUGAAAGAGAACAUUGCAGCCAAAGCAAGCACAAGCAAAGGAUUUUUGAUUGAUGGCUAUCCAAGAGAGAUGGAGCAAGGCGUUAAGUUUGAAAAACAAAUAACCAAACCCAAAUGUGUAAUUUAUUUUGACGUGACAGACGACACGAUGACCAAACGACUGUUGGGGCGCGCGCAGACGAGCGGGCGCGUGGACGAUAACGAAGAGACGAUUAAACAGAGGCUGAAAACGUUCCAUGACAUCACAACCCCCGUCAUCGAACACUACACGAAGCAAAACUUAGUCCAGAGGGUCCCGGCAGAAUCGUCAGCAGAUGAGGUUUUCCAGCAGGUGGAGAAAAUCUUUGAUUCAAUGUCGCUCGAUAAUACAGGGAAAGACCCUAUUCUGAAGGAUGCAAAAGUUCUUUUUGUUGUUGGUGGGCCCGGAAGCGGAAAGGGGACUCAGUGUGCAAAAAUAGUAGAAAAAUUCGGUUUCUGUCAUCUGUCUUCUGGUGAUCUACUCAGGGAAGAGGUGGCUUCCGGUUCAGAAAAGGGAACAAAACUUAAGGAUGUAAUGGCCAGGGGAGAGUUAGUGUCCAUGGAUGAUGUUUUAGAAUUGAUGUGUGAUGCGAUGAAGAAGAAGAUUCCGGAGACGAAGUGUUUUCUUAUUGACGGGUAUCCCCGCGAGCUCGAGCAGGGCACACGAUUUGAAAACGAGAUCGUUCCAUGCGUGGGAGUGUUGUAUUUUGACGUGUCGGAUGAGACGAUGACAAAGCGACUGUUAAAGCGAGGAGAGACGAGCGGACGAGUAGAUGACAAUGAGGAGACGAUAAAGAAAAGACUGAAGACCUUCCACAAUCAGACCAAACCUGUGAUAGACUACUACUCCAAACAAGACAAAGUCUGUAAGAUUCACGCAGAAGGUUCAGAGGACGAAAUUUUUGCGCAGGUUGAAAAAUAUGUGAGCUCCCAUAAAUGGUGAUCGUAAAUGUGGAAGGGACUUGUCGCUAUUUGUAAAAGCUGAAACCUGCUUUCUGCUUCAACUCCUUAUAAUUGCGCAAUUGUUGAUUAAAUUAUUGCAGAAUAUUUUAUACCUUUUCUAUGUUGAAAUAAAUUGUUAUUUCCUGUAAA
Molecule: messenger RNA, 3188 nt
Organism: Saccostrea cuccullata (small rock oyster)
Lineage: Eukaryota; Metazoa; Mollusca; Bivalvia; Ostreida; Ostreidae
Product: adenylate kinase isoenzyme 5-like
Exons: 23
Coding region: 124-3039 (971 amino acids)
Biological process (GO): 'de novo' pyrimidine nucleobase biosynthetic process; pyrimidine nucleotide biosynthetic process
Cellular component (GO): cytoplasm
Molecular function (GO): nucleoside diphosphate kinase activity; AMP kinase activity; ATP binding
Source: RefSeq, a predicted model, not a curated record